This is a messenger RNA of Strongylus vulgaris, 341 nucleotides long. The record is from the annotation of a GenBank genome assembly. NCBI's taxonomy places the organism in Eukaryota, Metazoa, Nematoda, Chromadorea, Rhabditida, Strongylidae.
AUGGGACAUCAACAUAGGCACCACAGAAAUCCAGCUGAAUUCUUUUUUAGCUUUACGCAGAACCUCUCUGCGGUGCUCUCCGAUCCAGGCCGGUCUCGCUCCGAAGUGAAUACGUUCUUCACCCGACAUUGGGGCGAUUCAUUUGUGCCUCCCACUACUAUACCUCGAUCAAACCUCAUUCCACCUAUCUCAAACCAACAAUUCGUUGCGCAUCAGAAAAACACUGGCAAAGUUUAUAAGAGGUACCAUGCAACUAAAAGAGCGUUGGCUGCUCUUCAGCAACCGUCCACAUGUGGAGAAGGCUCAGACGAUCUGCCGGAGGUGGGUUGCAACAUUUAAUG